Sitophilus oryzae (rice weevil) is the source of this 1074-nucleotide messenger RNA. RefSeq lists its product as uncharacterized. The record is from RefSeq and is a predicted model, not a curated record. Lineage: Eukaryota; Metazoa; Arthropoda; Insecta; Coleoptera; Curculionidae. The coding region runs from base 1 to 1074 and encodes 357 amino acids. The transcript has a single exon.
AUGGCAGCUGUGUUAGCUGCACGUCUCUGUGAAAAGGUUCGGCAAUCCAUGGAAAUUGAGUUUAAUAGCAUCACAUUUUGGACCGACUCGACGAUAGUUUUGGGCUGGAUAAACACCUCUCCGCAUUUGUUGCAAGUUUUCGUCGCCAAUAGAGUUAAUUCGAUCCAAGAGCUCACAAAUAUUGAAAAUUGGAGGCAUGUGCGAACCCAGGACAAUCCAGCUGAUUGUGUGUCACGUGGCAUGAAGCCUCAGGAGUUGUUAGAGUUCGAAAUGUAUUGGUCAGGACCAGAUUGGCUUCGAGAAUCCAUAGAAAGCUGGCCUGAGCCUCUUGUAGUGUCCAGAUCUAACGAGUUGCCUGAAUUAAAAAGGGUCGUUGUUGCAAAUACAUCUACGUUAGACUCUGAGUUUAUAGAUUUGUCUAGGUUUUCCAAUUUAACUCGAUUGGAACGAGUGAUUGCCUACUGUAUUCGUUUUAUAAAUAAUUGUCGUAGAAAAGAGGAUGAAAGGUUAUCGAGUUCUUUAAGUUGUGAUGAAAUAAGUCAUGCGUCCUUAGUAUUAGCUAGGUUGUCACAACGUCAAUCAUUUUCCGAAGAUCUUGUAACAUUGUCCAAGCAAGGGCAAGUUAGUAAUAAAAGUAAAUUAAUAAAGCUUCAUCCAUUUUUAGAUGAAAACGGUUUAAUUCGUGUCGGCGGACGUUUAAACAACUCAGAUUACGUAUAUGAGAAAAAACAUCCUAUUGUGUUGUGUUCAAAACAUGUUUUUACUAGGCUUUUAUUCGCUCGUGAACACAAACGGCUACUGCAUGCUGGCCCACAGCUCUUAUUAGCUGUUAUUCGGGAAAAUUAUUGGCCCAUAGCAGGACGUAGUUUAGCUCGUAAAGUUUUCCAUCAAUGCGUAAUUUGUUUUCGAAAUUGUCCCAAAGAAAUUAGCCCGGUGAUGGGUGAUUUACCAAAGCGGCGGGUCACACCAUCUCCUCCAUUUUACGUAACUGGCGUAGACUACGCUGGUCCCUUCCUAAUCAAGGAUAGACAGGGACGCGGCUGUCGCACUCAAAAGGCUUAUAUUGCGGUGUGA